Messenger RNA from Kwoniella shivajii, 915 nucleotides. RefSeq lists its product as uncharacterized. Gene Ontology annotation, molecular function: superoxide dismutase activity; metal ion binding. The coding region runs from base 1 to 915 and encodes 304 amino acids. Gene Ontology annotation, biological process: superoxide metabolic process. The record is from RefSeq and is a predicted model, not a curated record. The transcript has 4 exons. Lineage: Eukaryota; Fungi; Basidiomycota; Tremellomycetes; Tremellales; Cryptococcaceae.
AUGUCAAGACCUUCACCAUCUUUAAUCCGAUCAGCAUUAGCUCAAUCUUCCAUCCAGACCUUUCGUCCAAAGUCACAUAUCCAAAUUCGAACACUCCUCAACGCGGCUUCAAGGUCAGGAAUCAACACAAACUCAAUAGACUACAGGAUCCUAGAUGGUGUCAACGGCUUUUUGGAAAAAGGGAAUUUCGAUAGAUUGCAAGAAUGGCAAGUCGGUUUAUGGAAUAGAUUACAAGGAGAAGUGAAUAACAACCCCGCACUCAUCGAAACGAAACAGAAAUGGGAUAAAUACGGUCUUGAUAUGACUGAUCUGAUAUCAACAACUGCAAGAGAUAAGAAUCUUACUUUGGCGUAUAACUAUGCUGCGCUACUACUGAAUAAUAGUUUUUUCUUGGAGGGACUGACCACCGAUAACGCCCAAGAAGUUCCAACAGAGUUCAGAGAUCUUCAAGAGAAAGUAGAGGCAUAUGCCGAUGGAAUCGUGGGCGGAGGGUGGUUAUGGAUCGUACGAUCUGGAGAUUCUUCUUCUGACCUUGAUGUGAUCCCAACAUUUGCAUCUGGAACACUUCUCGUUUCAUCUCGAUCUCAACGUGGAAGAGAAUCCACUUUACCUUUAUUCGCCGAACCACCUACAUCAGGAUCGACUGAACCAUCCUCCUCAUCUACCGAAUCAGAUUCUUCCUCUUCUACCACCAACGACGUAUCGCAAGCUUCAGCACCAUUGAAUAAACGAUCAGGUAGAUCACAUUCGCACAGGAUUCAAUAUCCCUCACCAUUAGCUGUUUUGAACUUGUACGAACACGCGUAUUUAGGUCAGAAAUAUGGUGUUUGGGGUAAACAACAGUAUGCCAAAGAUUGGUGGAAAAAUCUUGAUUGGAAAAAAGUUCAAAAGAGAAAUUCAGAUAUCGCCGCUUAA